Molecule: messenger RNA, 449 nt
Organism: Closterium sp. NIES-65
Lineage: Eukaryota; Viridiplantae; Streptophyta; Zygnematophyceae; Desmidiales; Closteriaceae
Source: the annotation of a GenBank genome assembly
AGCCACCAUGUGGGAAAGGGAAUGGCGUCAGUAGCUGUGCUGAAGGAGUGGGGGAUGGGAAGGACCCGUGCAGCAAGCAAGCAGGAGGAGAUGCACAGCCCGCUGUAAGCAUCGUUGUGUUGUGUUGUGUUGAUCGCCUGUGUCUCUGUGCUGCUGGCUGGUUGGCUGAUUGCAGGGCUGGUGCGUCUGUGCUGCGUGUACUGCACUGGUUGGUUGUCUUGUGUUCAUCCCCUCACACUGACUUCUCCAUUUCCCUCUCCCUCGUAAUCCUGUUCCCCCCACUCAUCUCUCACUCUACUCUGUCCAUGUCCUCCCCUUUCUCCUCCCCUCCUCCCCUCCCUUUGUCUCCUUCCUUCCACUCCCCUCCUCCCCUCCUCCCCUCCCUGUGUCUCCUCCUCCCCGUCUCCCUCCCCUUUGUCUCCCUUACUCGUUUCUCCUUUGCAGCCUGA